Messenger RNA from Coregonus sp. 'balchen', 23438 nucleotides. NCBI's taxonomy places the organism in Eukaryota, Metazoa, Chordata, Actinopteri, Salmoniformes, Salmonidae. The record is from the annotation of a GenBank genome assembly.
AUAACUGAUUUAGGUCAUCUGAAAAGGAGGCUGUACCUAUCCACGGUUCAUAAGGAGUUUUCUGCUACACCCUUGCAUGCAAGGAUACCUUUUGGUCUGAAACGCAACGUUGUGAGUAUUGCCCUCGCCUCCACCGCUACCAUAAGUAUAAUAUAUCUAGGCUGCUUGUGACUUAAGAAAGUGCUGCCAAUUUCUACCAGUUCAAAAUAUACUAUCCCAGCUAACAAUUGUAGGGAGAGAGAAAUGUUUUGUAAUGUUAUCCAUAAUGUUCUUCUGAUGUUUGAGUGUUCAGUUUUCCGUUAGUUAUAGGAACAUUCUAUCUAUGUUAGCAGAAAAACGUCUGAGAACCUAUUUAGCAUGUUUGGGUGUUAGUUAGGACAACAUUUCCUUAAUGUCAAACAUAACUUACCCAGAACGUGGUUACCAUGUUCUCAGAAUAUUCAAUAUUAAUGUUCUAGACACGUUUCAUGGGAUGUUGCAAGAACAUUUAGGUGUCCAGUUUUCUGAGGGUUAGGAAAAUACUCCAUCAACGUCACACCAAACAUACACAGAACAUGGUUGCCAUGUUCUCAGAAUAUAAGAUAUUCAUGUUCUAGACACGUUUCAUGGGACGUUGCAAGAACAUUUGCGUGUCCAGUUUUCUGAUGGUUCUGAGAAUAUUCCAUCAACGUCACACCAAACAUACACAGAACAUGGUUUCCAUGUUCUUAGAAUGUAAGAUAUUUAUGUUUUAGACACAUUUCUUGGGAGGAUGCAAGAACAUUCAUGUUUUCAGUUUUCUGAGGGUUAGGAGAAUAUUCCAUCAACGUCACACCAAACAUACACAGAACGUGUUGCCAUGUUCUCCAAAUAUAAGAUCUUAAUGUUCUACACACGUUUAAUUGGAACAUUGCAAGAGCAUUCCUGUGUUCAAAGACAUUUAAAACAUAGGACAUUCUGUUAUGGUCCCCUGGAGGUUUUUGUUUAGUUCCCGGGUUUUUCAGGAUGUCGCCUGAUGGUUCCAAAGAAACGUCCCCACCAUUUUAAUUGAAAACAAUCACAGUAAGGUACUUAAUUGUUACCCACAAAUGAUUUGAUAUUGAGAUUAAAAACGUCUGCAUUGGACCUAUAAAGGAAUGUUCUCUAAAGUUGUGGGAACGUUUGUUGUUAGCUGGGAUAUUGCUUCAACAAACUUUUUAACAAAAAAAAACAGGGACAAGGAGGACAGCUGUCAACCGUUUAAAUUGCGUUAGACCCUCUGAACAAAACAAUUUUCUUCUCUUCCUCUUUUCUCAUCUCUAGUGGUGCAACAUGUGCAUCGACCUUGUGUCAUUCACCGGUGAGCUGUUUAAAGGUGCAGGGUUCUUAUCCUUGGAUGGAAUCACUGUCUCUGCCAGCUGUAAGUUACGGAGAAUCUUCACCAUGAAGACUGAGCCUGCAGGGGCUUCUGAUGGAGGUAAGACAUUCAGUCAGUCCAUCAGUCAGUCACACCAAAACACUCUAAACGCUCCAUCAUGGCAAGACAUGUCUUCUUCCAUUGUCCAUUCCAUGGAUAUUAAACUGUAAAUUUUUAUUCUGAUGAAUAUUAGGCCUUUUUGAAAAUUGAUGAUUGGCCUACCACGGUAGGUUGCUUAAACAGUCAUGGUAAGCUGAUGUGUAUCAUGUGAAUAGCCUCUUCCUACAUGGUGAAUCAAUGGCAAACCCCAGGGUGAGUCCAACCUCACACCUCCAUCCCUCACAGAGCACCAUGACAGUGAUGUUUGUUGACAACUGAUAUGGCACAGCAACGCCUGUAGCUGCAGAUUACUGGUGUGUGUGUGUAUGUACACCGCCUGCUAAUUCAUCUGGAAAAAGGGAUAGGCCUGGAUUUAUUUGUAUUUUUAUGAAUUAUAAUUCAAAAGCUUAUUUUCUCUUCCUCGAGAAAGCCAAUAGCUCCAUGAUUAUGUUUUCAGCUAGAUCACUUUUGGUUUAUUUCAUUCUCUUGUUUUAUGCAAAGUGUUUUUUGUUUGUUUUCCCUCUGGAGACCUAUAUAUUGGUGGAAAUGGUCCCAUGGACUCGAUCCCUCGGAGCUGCCAGUUUCCCCCUGACAUCCACCAGGUGAUCCAGGUGAUGAACAUGGAGAGGCUGAGACUGGCAGACCUGAAGACUGGCCCUAUCAACUAUGAGUCUGGUAGGUGAGACAACAAAUCUAUGAAGUAAAUAGAUAAAGAACCUACAUCCCUUCUGUGAAGUGUUGAAUACAAGUAAAAAGGGAAGUUGCACACUCAAAAUCAUGUAUGUGUGUGACUUUCUUCUUCGUUUGAGAGAACAAAUGUAACAACAUUGCACUCUGUGUUUAUUUCUAAUGCUCCUCUUUAGUUGGAACAAGCACGUUAUGGUUGGGAUGGAGCUUGAGUUCUUGUUCAUCUGAGUUCUUAAACGUCAAUAGCUGACCAAGUGAUUGUCCAAUAAUAGUAACAACAACCCAGUAAUACAAAACAAUCAAAUCAAGUCCAGUAUUUAUUUUCAUCAAACAGUUCAAGGCGAUGUCCAUCUUUGACCAAGAAGCAAAUAAUAAUUCAGUUCAAUUCAUUUCCAUAUAAACCAGACUUUUCCAUUUGUUUCAAACAGACACCAGUAAUUCUCUGAAAUUGGUUUGCCCUUUCUGGCUCCUACUGUUUUUGUUUCUCUGAUUGGAUAUGCUUCAUGACUGGCUAAACUCAGCCUCAGACCCCCACCACUAACCAAAGUAAAGAUAGUCCCAUAGUUGCAAACAGUUUUCUAUUUAUUGAAAGCAGCAUAUUACUAAUCUUUAUCUUUGAAAUUGAAAAUGUGUUUUGUUUUUCAAUAUGUCCAUAACACGUUUAAACACAAUAAACAGUCUAAUAUAGAUUGUGCUUUUCCAGACACUUUUGUUGCAUGUAAUCAUGUGCUUGUCUCUCAUGGCUUACAUACUAAUCUGUCAGUUCAAUAAUCUCCUGUUGAUUCAUGAGCUGCUAUCACAGAUCGUAUGUAAAGUCUAAUAGAGUUUCUGAGGGAUUAAAGACAUAAAGACAGGGCCUUAAAGGCAUACCCAGGAAGACAGCAUCAUCAGAGUACAGCAACAUCCAUGUAGAUUAUGUGGCUUUACAAAACCAUUCAUCCAUAACUUUGAAAGGCGGUCAAAGUUCCAUUGUUGUUGUUUUUUUUGUUGUUGUUUUUUUACUGGUUGAAAGCAAUGAAAAACCAGAACAGGCAGUAAGUAGUACUUUAGAGGACUUUACUUUAUUCUCAUCUAAAAGCUUCCACUCUGCUGCAGGCGGCACAGUGUGAUUGUUGCACUCUAAAACCCAGGUGGCCUUUGGAAUGAGUGUCGCACACCACCCCGCACCUGUACACCCAGAGAGAAAGAACAGCAAUUAUAUGUGUUUAUGAGGAAGAAAGACAUGCGCCAGUGAUUCAGCAGCCCCACUCUGUUCCCCUACAGACAGACAGACAGUACCUCUGUGUGGCCUUUUUAUCAGCACAUAUUUAUUUGUUCUGACAUCUGUCUCCAGCAUGUUGAGUCACUUGGCCGUGCCAUUAGAAAUGAACAGUAAUCACACGCACACACACACACUUGGACGCAUGCAUGCAUACACACACACACACACACCAAGAGAGAGACACACAUUCAUACACACGCAAUGCGCACACACACCCGCGCACGCACACACCAUUCGUUUUCUUGUAAAUUAGUUAUCAUAAUUGGUUGGUCGAGUUAUUAGCAUAACAUGCCUAAUAAUGAUUAAAAGGGAUUGCUAUUAAAGUAGACAUCCAAUCUAAUUGUGUAAAAAAGACUGUUGCUAAUUACUGUUGCUUGAGUUUAGUACAUUUGUCAGCCAAACAGCAAAUGAAAAGAUGAAACAUUUAUAGAGAUUUUUUGUUGUUGUUGAGAGCAGUUGAACCAAUUAUAUGCUGGGUUGUUGUCUUUUCACCAAUGGUGUAACCUCGUCUUUAGGUUAAUCCAAUUAUCAUUAGGCACUUUGCUAUGGAAAAGUGUAGGCGGGUUGUUCCCUUUUGGGCAGUAUGGUGAAGAAAAACUUUUUUAUUUCGCCUAAUUUUAAUAUUCUGUCAUAACGAGCACAUGUUCAACUUAAAAAAAUAACAAUCUCAAGAGGUUAAAUAUAUACAGUACCAGUCAAAGGUUUUGUCAGUGUUUUGAGGUGGAUGUGGUGUUGGAGUCAGGCGCAGGACACAGAAGCUUAGUCCAAACAGACUUUACUUGUCAGCAAAUGACAAUACAAAAUAAAGGGCCUCAAAUAACGGAGGCGAGCGAUACGCAAAACAGUGCGUAAAACACUAAACAUAAGCGAUGCGCAAACAGUGCGUCAAUACACUUAAUAACAAGAAUGCAAAAUCCAAAACCUCAACGGACAGGCGUACAACACACAACUACAAACAAAACCAAAGGAAACUUAUAGGUGACAUAAUCAGGACAGGAUAAGACACAGGUGCACCAAACAGACAAAACCAAACAAACACAGAGAACAUCAAACGGUAGCAGCUAGUACUCCGGGGACGACGAACGCCGAAGCCUGCCCGAACAAGGAGGAGGAGCAGCCUCGGCGGAAUUCGUGACAGUACCCCCCCCUUGACGCCGACCCUGGCCUCGGGGACGGCCAGGAGGACGUGGAGCAGGGCGCGUAGGAUGACUGCGAUGGAACUCAGUCAGGAGGGAUGGAUCUAAAAUGUCCCUCCGAGGCACCCAGCACCGUUCCUCCGGACCGUACCCCUCCCACUCCACGAGAUAUUGUAGACCCAUCCGACGUCUCGAAUCCACGAUGGACCGGACUGAGUACGCCGGAGCCCCCUCGAUGUCCAGUGGGGGCGGAGGGGUCUCCCUUAUCUCACUCUCCUGGAGUGGACCAGCUACCACCGGCCUGAGGAGAGACACAUGGAAUGAGGGGUUAAUAUGAUAGUCAUUGGGCAGUUGCAACCUGUAACACACCUCAUUCAAUCUCCUCAGGACUUUAAAUGGCCCCACAAACCGCCGGCCAAGCUUCCGGCAGGGCAGGCGAAGGGGCAGGUUUCGAGUCGAGAGCCAGACUCGAUCUCCAGGGGUGUAGACUGGACACUCACUGCGGUGGAGGUCGGCGCUCGCCUUCUGCCUGCGGAUGGCCCGCUGCAGAUGGACAUGGGCAGCGUUCCACGUCUCCUCCGAGCUCCGAAACCACUCAUCCACCGCAGGAGCCUCGAUCUGGCUCUGAUGCCAUGGUGCCAGAACCGGCUGAUAACCUAACACACACUGAAAAGGGGUCAGGUUAGUAUAGGAGUGGCGGAGAGAGUUCUGAGCCAUCUCUGCCCAGGGGAUAUACCCCGACCACUCCUCCGGCCGGCCCUGGCAAUAGGAUCUCAGAAACCUACCCACAUCCUGGUUUACUCUCUCCACCUGCCCAUUACUCUCCGGGUGGUAACCCGAGGUAAGGCUAACCGAGACCCCCAAGCGUUCCAUGAACGCCCUCCAGACUCUAGAGGUGAACUGGGGACCCCGAUCAGACACUAUAUCCUCGGGAACCCCGUAGUGCCGGAAGACGUGGGUGAACAAAGCCUCAGCGGUCUGUAGGGCAGUAGGGAGACCCGGCAUAGGAAUGAGACGACAGGCCUUAGAGAACCGAUCCACAACGACCAGAAUAGUGGUAUUCCCCUGGGAGGGGGGAAGGUCCGUGACAAAGUCCACCGGGAGGUGAGACCACGGCCGUUGUGGAACGGGCAGGGGUUGUAACUUCCGCCUGGGCAGGUGUCUAGGCGCCUUACACUGAGCGCACACCGAGCAGGAGGAGACAUAAACCCUCACGUCAUUAGCCAAUGUUGGCCACCAGUAUUUAACACUAAGGCAGUGCACUGUCCGGCCAAUACCUGGAUGUCCAGAGGAGGGUGACCUAUGAGCCCAAUAAAUGAGCCGAUCACGGACCUCGAGCGGCACGUACGUCCGACCCACUGGACACUGGGGGAGUAGGGUCAGUGCGUAACGCCCGCUCAAUUUCCGCAUCGACCUCCCGCAUCGACCUCCCAGAAACGACUGUAUCAAAGCAACAAAAUAACUAGGGGUUUACAAUGAUGGUGAAAACUAUAAAAAAUCUGAUUUAUUGAAUUUUCCAUGUGGUCUAUAUUAUAGGGCACUUCAAAUAUUGGUGCAUAAUUUCUACUUAAAAUAUCAAAAGGACGCAAAAGGGACUCAUUUUGUGGAACGACCCAGGCCUGUAAGUGUUGGUGUUUCAAACCAAUCAGACUCAGCUUCUGCAUUUAUAUAAAGGAAGCUAUGGUGCUUAUUUCCCACUCCCAAUAUUCCUCCGAUUAGUUAUACCACAGUUUCUAUAACAUAGCUAUGUCCGCUUUUCAUCAAACUUGGGUGAAAGGGGUGUAAUUUAUGUUUGUAAAUGAAUUAUGUGCAGAGUGAUGCUAGCAUGCCACUGUAAUAUCAAGCUUAAAUCCAUAUGUUAAAUCAGCUGGAAUCCAUUAGCAAUGUCAGGAUAUCACAGCCUUUUAAAACAUAGGCAGCGUUUGUCUCUUGCUAUGUUAUUGUUAGCCUUGAGUAAUUAAGUGCAAUGUGGAGACUAUGGCAGAAGUUAGAAACAGUUUAAUAGUAAUAGGCUGAUAUGCGACAUUAAGCCUAUGUGUAAUGUGUUUGAGCUGGUUAGUUAAAAUUAUACAAAACAGUCAGACAUCGCUGUCGAUCACUAUCACAGUCACGAUCACUAUUUAUUUUCUCAGUAUUACAUUGAAAGAGAUGAUCCUAUGCAUUAUAAACAUUGAUAACAAAUGAAUAUCCAAAUGAUCCGUUUAUUUUUGUACCUUUCAGAUCAGUCAGGCAGUGGCAGGGUAGCCAGUGCUGCUCGAGGCCCAAGGAUCCAGCCGGACGCCUCCCACAUCGCAUUUGGGUCGAGGGUUUUAGGACCCCCUCCACUGACCGGAAGGAAGAACAGUGGACUAUCAGAGGGACAGGACGGGAGGACACAGGACGGGCGGACACACCGGAGCAUGAAUACGGUAAUACUCCCCUGAGAAGGUAGCUUGCUGUCGAAACAUUGUUUGAUUUCAUAUAUAAAUGUAUUGCAUGGGAGCGCUAGAGUGUAUGUACACCUUCUCUCUUUUGAAUACCCACAUGAACACAUUUAUCAUACGAUGUGACUAUUUGCAUUUACCAAUAGUGUGAAAAUAAGUGUUGGGAGGAGCUGUUGUUAUUUUAUUGUAGCGCUGGCCCACUCUCCAAACAUAGAUAUUAUAUCCACUUUUUGAAGAGCAAACUUUACUCAACUAAAAGAUACCUUGUGAAUAGUAUUUUAGGUAUUCCUGCUUUGUUUCAAUUUUUCUCCCAAUAGUUUCAUGAUGAUAAGACUCAAAGGAUGUUGUUUUGAGGCACCAGAAGUUAUUUGGGUCUUUGAUGCAUUCUGAACUAUUUCUGUAUUAUUAUCCGCCUAUAAUAUCUCCCAUCAUUGGGCAGCCAGUGCUGUGUCAUCUAGGACGCCCGGUGAGAGAUCCACUCUGUGAUCCUCUAUUGUUUGUUGUUGCUUUGCUGUUUCUGUCUUUAGUGCUCUGAUUUUAUUUUCUCUAUCUUUUUUAUACCUCUCUGUCUCUCUCUAAAACACGCUCUCUCUCGCUCUCUCGCUCUAGCUCUCUGUUUGUCUCUCUGUCUUGGUCUCUCUCUCUCUCAAUUCAAUUCAAAGGGCUUUAUUGGUAUGGGAAACAUAUAUUUACAUUCUAAAUAGUAAAUAUCACACUCACAAAAGUUUAAAAGGAAUGGAGACAUAUCAAAUGGCAUGGCUGUGUACAGUGUUGUAACGAUGUGCAAAUAGUUAAAGUACAAAAGGGAAAAUAAAUAAACAUAUUGUUGCCCUUUUCUUGUGGCAACAGGUUGCAAAUCUUGUUCUCUCUCUCUCUGUCUCUCUCUCUGUCUCUGUCUCUCUCUCCCCUCCCUCCCUCUCUCCCUCUCUCUCUCCUUCUUUCUCUCUGUCUCAGGGGUCAGUCUCUGGUGCAAGAACAAAUAGAACAGCUGCUCCAGAGAGACAUCAGGAUCAUGGAGACUGGAGCGAGAAACAACCUGGUCCCAGUAGCCAGAAGAGUGACUCUGUUUAUGAGCUGGCAGGUAAGAACAACACUCUGUCGUCUGUUCCACACAAUGUCAGGUAAAGAUGCCAUUGACAUUUACAUUAAACUGAAAUGCUCAAAUAAACCUACAACAUUGUUUUACAUGUCGAUGUUAGGGAACCUUGUUGAACGGGAUGUUAUGACAAUACUUUUAGAACAUCAUAUUUGAAGUUGUUCAAGCUUAGAGAGAUGUGGCUGCAGCCAUAUUGAAACAGCAUCAGCCGCGAGCCUACUUUACUCAUGGCUUUUUGUGUUCAUUCAGCGAGCAAGGUCUAGCUGUGUUAAACAUUACAGUAGUUUUGACAUGGGCAUCAGAUCAUACUGUGUUUGCCAGCAAGCUAGCUAACAGCAAACAAGGUUAGUAAGCUAGCCAACUUAAUGGUAAUGCCCACAAUAAUUAAGUCCCUUUUGCAGGCAGAUUUUGUACACUAUUUAUUUUUUAUUUUUUUAUUUUUUUAUUUUAUUUAUUUAACCGUUAUUUAACUAGGCAAGUCAGUUAAGAACAAAUUCUUAUUUACAAUGACGGCCUACACCGGCCAAACCCGGACGACGCUGGGCCAAUUGUGCGCUGCCCUAUGGGACUCCCAAUCACGGCCGGUUGUGAUACAGUCUGGAAUUGAACCAGGGGGUCUGUAGUGAUGCCUCAAGCACUGAGAUGCAGUGCCUUAGACCGAUGCGCCAUGAAACGGUAUUCAAUAUUAUUUGCAUGUCAUACUACUACAGAAACCAUACAUUCCACAGUGUGCUUCCCACACUGACCAAUAUUCACAGACUUGACUUGGAAAUUGUGAUAUUCCAAUAAUUAUGUGCAAGAUGAGGGCAAAAUCUGAAAAACAACUUCCUCCUUAGUUUUGCCUAGCUUGCUUUAUUCAGCCCAGUUUGACUAAUUACUGCUCCCGUAAGAGAAGUUAAAUCAGUGUAUAUUUAAUGUACUUUCAACAACUGUCCUUUUCAACCAAGCUAACUAACCGUAAACACUGGUUCAUUAGUACAAUGGUAUGACAGAAUCAUUGACUCCCCAACGUUCAUCAUAGUUAUGGUUUCCCUUCUCAAUCUGAGUGCAUAAUCAAAAUAUUACAUAAUUAUGUCUGGUUAGCAUGCUCCUUUAUGUGAUAGUAAUUCAGUCGCACACUGACUCUAUACACUCACUGACCUAUAUUCUAAUAUAUUAGACUUGGUAAUGCAAUAGGUUUGGAGUGUGAUGGAGUGUAUAAGAAGAUCAUUAAAAUAUCUAGCGUUAGUUGUGCAUAGCUGGCUUUAUUUAGUCUGCUGCGCUCACUGUUGAUUGAUUGGAUAAAGCUCAUUUUCUGAAAUACCUUUUAUUGAGAAUGAGUGAUGGUUUUACUGUGGCAUAAUAUUCAGUACUCCAUAAGCUGUUCCGCUAGCCAUUAACAAAUUGUUAUCUGUUCAGGUUCUAAAGUUGUAUUAUGUGCUUGUUAGGCUAUUGUUAUAAUGCGUGUUUUGAAUGUAACCUCGUUGUGUAACGUACAGGGAAGCCAGGGAGCCUGCAGCCGCGACCACCUAAAGACAGAGCUUCAUCAGACAAGGCAGGGUCCAGGAAGCUACGGGUCCACAGUGCAGGGAAGGAGAAGUUGGCACCUGGAUCAGGUGAGCUGUGUAUGUAUUAUGAAAGCUUUAGAGAGCCUGUCUGUGUGAACUGGAUUGUGUGUCUAAGUGUGAAGUGUGUGAAGUCUAGUGGUCUUAGGGUAGCUGUCCUCUUUUCUGUUGUAAAUUGGACCCACAGAUGCUGGAUUUAGCCACCAUGGAGACAGGAAUCAACGACUUUUGACCCCCAGUGAGAUGAGUGGAGACCAAACAGCAGGUCAGACCCUGCUCUAAACUGACACACUUUUUAAAAUGGACACAGCCGGGCUCCGGUUAGUGCUUCUGUUUCUGAUUUGGGAGUGAAGUGAAGUCACUUUAACCCCUUUAUCCAGUUCCUACCCCAGAGCAGACAUCCAACCAUCACAAUCUGGAGCUACAGUAUGUGGCAGAUGGCUUAUCUGGCCUGACGCUUCCAAGGAUGGUUCUUACCAAGAUUUACUGUCAUCUACCUCAAUUAAUUGGCAAGUUUGGCCAACUUUAGCCAUUAGUAUAUUUGGCUCAGUAAUUUCCAGCUACAGUGAUAGUAGCCAGCUCCAGAAGUCUCACCCAUUUCUAGACAUUUUAUGCAGGAUCAUUGCUAAGGCUAUGAAAUACCUGUCUGAGUUUUUUUGUUAACCCCCCCACAGCCACACACACACACACACACACAUUGUGUCCCCCCCCCCCACAGCCCCACUCAAUGAACCCACAAACUGCACACUUUAUUUUCUCUAUGCACGUUUAUGGGCUGUUCCCAUCUCCAAAGGCCUGGAGCAGUCCCUGUACAGUGCAGGAGGCAGCACUGCAGCAGUACGUUCAUUGAUGGUAAUGGCACAUUAAAUAAGAGUCAGAGGGAAGUCCUGUGGGUUUGGCUCAGGGUGUUCCACACAGCAGCACAAUUAGAAAAGGUGAUUAUACUGUUGAGACAAAAGUGCGCUGAAUGUUCAUACACACUUCAUACCUCUGAACUACUAGGAUGCAUCCCAAAUGGCACACUAUUUCCUAUAUUGUAAGUAGCCUUGCACGAGCCAGAACGGCUCAUAGGAACAGGAGCCUAUCAGUAGCAUGAGGCAGCUUGAUGUACAAGUACACUCCCUGGACAGGACACAAGUCUAUCACAGGGCUUUACUCCCAAGCAGAAAAGCAUCAGGUCCCAUUUACAGUCUUUGGUAUGACUCGGCCUGGGAUCGAACUCCCAGCCUUCCAAUCUCUAGGCAGACACUCAAACCACAAGGCCACUGAAUGAGUAUUCCCUAUAUAGUGCACUACUUGUUUUAGCCAGAGCUCUAUGGGCCCUGGUCAAAAUAAGUGCACUAAAUAGGAAAUAGGGUGCCAUUUGGGAAGCUGCCAUAGAGCCUGACUAGCUGAAGGUAUUAGGAUUCAUUAUAGUUACGUUUGAUCUGAUGAGAGUCACUUGAACGUAGUGCAUGGAUGGGCUCUUGAGUGUGUGAAUCACAGGAGGUUGGUGACACCUUAAUUGGGGAAGACGGGCACGUGGUAAUGGCUGGAGCGGAAUAAGUGGAAAGGUAUCAACAUCAAACACAUGGUUUCCAUGUGUUUGAUGCCAUUCCAUUAGCUCCGUUCCAGACAUUAUUAUGAGCCGUCUUCCCCUCAGCAGCCUCCAAUGGAGUGAAUAAAUAUGAUGUGUUCAAAGUCUGAACCUCUUGAGUGGGACUGGACUCCAUUGGUGAACAUUUCACGGCGUACAUAUACAUACAGCCAAUGUCACUGUCUUCAAAAGCCAACGUUACUAUUAAUCAGCUUGGACGACGUGCAGUCAGGCCUCUGGAGCAGUGUGUUCCUGCCUUGGUGUUUUCUAAUGCCAGGGCCUGUAGACGGACCCCAUGGGCAGAGGUAUGGGUGUGUGAGCGAUGAUUCUGCAGCAGAAUGGCGCCCACACUACUAAUGAUGUCGUUUGUGUGCCGGCGGGUGAGCCCCACUCUGCCAAGGCAAAGCGUUUUUCUCCCUGCAGUCCCUCCCUGCAUACCGCAGACAAAUACAUUCGCAAUCGUUUUCAAUGCUUCAGCUUCCACUUAUGCAUAUUUGAAAUGCUCAUUAAGGCAUUAUGCCACUAUUAACAAAAAACAGACCAAAAUAUAUAUAUCUAUGCAGGAGUGGAAAUUAACGCGGGCCCGCUUUUGGCAACCAUGGCAUAAUCGAAUUCAUUUCAUUCUGCCGUACUGUGAUUAAGCAGUAGUUAUUUGCAUAUAUGAAAAUGAACCCAGGCAGGCAGAGAACAGCAGGAGGUUUUCCUGAUGAUGAAGAAAUGAAGAUGGAUCCAUUGAUCACUGUAAUAAGAUCUCUGUCAUUAUUCUGGAUUCAUCAUCACCAUUGCUCAUUGGCUCAGGAGGUGUUAUGCAAGAGGCGUGGGCUGUGUAUUAGCAGCCUACACACUCUGAUAUUGAAUACUCCUCAUGUAUUAUGCAAUCCAUUCACCUGAGGCUAGGCAUUGUGUUUUCAUUGUAUGAAGUUAAUAAGGUGGAACUCUUUCGUUUUAGUAUCAAAGAUACAGUUGUAGCUAACGAUCAAGGGACGAGCCAAUCAAGUGAACAAGAACCAUUGGAGAAGACAAUCAGGGCAGUCAUGUUUUUAUUGACUGUAAAGCUGUUGUUGUUGUUGUUCUUCUUCUUCUUCUCUUAGACAAGUUGUUGUCUCCCAGACCUGUUGACGAGGACAGAGCCUGUUUGGAGCCCUCCAAAUCUUCUCCAGAGCUUCUGUCUGGCCAGUCGACCCCUGUCCCUGACCUCCCCCCAUCACCAUUACCCCUGCAGGACUCGGACAGUGAUGACAGUGAAGGGGAGAGUGAUGUGGAUGAAGUCUCUGAGCCUCAGCUCUCAGUGGAAGACGUGUUCACCUUCUCUUCUCGGCCCCACUCAGCCAGGCGAGUCCAGAGACAAGGACAUGGAGACCAGGGCCAGGGCCAGGGACAUGGAGAGACCUGCUGGACUGAGGAGGCAGCUCAGGCCACGGACACCUACUGCCAGCAGGACAUGGGAGGGCACAGGGGGUCCAGGCCAGAGGACGACUUCCUAGCCAGCGAGAGUGAGGAGGUAUGUCUAUGUGUCUAAAACGACUGGGUCUGAUCCAGAAUUGCUGGAGGAUGAAGAGUACACACACACACAAGACCCUGUACCCCCUGACACCGUCCUCUCAACAUUAUUUUAUUUUCUUCAAAACAUUUAGUUGCUCUGGUACAUUUACAGUGGGGAAAAAAAGUAUUUAGUCAGCCACCAAUUGUGCAAGUUCUCCCACUUAAAAAGAUGAGAGAGGCCUGUAAUUUUCAUCAUAGGUACACGUCAACUAUGACAGACAAAAUGAGAAAAUAAAAUCCAGAAGAUCACAUUGUAGGAUUUUUUAUGAAUUUAUGGUGGAAAAUAAGUAUUUGGUCAAUAACAAAAGUUUCUCAAUACUUUGUUAUAUACCCUUUGUUGGCAAUGACACAGGUCAAACGUUUUCUGUAAGUCUUCACAAGGUUUUCACACACUGUUGCUGGUAUUUUGGCCCAUUCCUCCAUGCAGAUCUCCUCUAGAGCAGUGAUGUUUUGGGGCUGUCGCUGGGCAACACGGACUUUCAACUCCCUCCAAAGAUUUUCUAUGGGGUUGAGAUCUGGAGACUGGCUAGGCCACUCCAGGACCUUAAAAUGCUUCUUACGAAGCCACUCCUUCGUUGCCCGGGCGGUGUGUUUGGGAUCAUUGUCAUGCUGAAAGACCCAGCCACGUUUCAUCUUCAAUGCCCUUGCUGAUGGAAGGAGGUUUUCACUCAAAAUCUCACGAUACAUGGCCCCAUUCAUUCUUUCCUUUACACGGAUCAGUCGUCCUGGUCCCUUUGCAGAAAAACAGCCCCAAAGCAUGAUGUUUCCACCCCCAUGCUUCACAGUAGGUAUGGUGUUCUUUGGAUGCAACUCAGCAUUCUUUGUCCUCCAAACACGACGAGUUGAGUUUUUACCAAAAAGUUAUAUUUUGGUUUCAUCUGACCAUAUGACAUUCUCCCAAUCCUCUUCUGGAUCAUCCAAAUGCACUCUAGCAAACUCCAGACAGGCCUGGACAUGUACUGGCUUAAGCAGGGGGACACGUCUGGCACUGCAGGAUUUGAGUCCCUGGCGGCGUAGUGUGUUACUGAUGGUAGGCUUUGUUACUUUGGUCCCAGCUCUCUGCAGGUCAUUCACUAGGUCCCCCCAUGUGGUUCUGGUUGCUCACCGUUCUUGUGAUCAUUUUGACCCCACGGGGUGAAAAUGAUAAAUAAGAUCGAGGGAGAUUAUCAGUGGUCUUGUAUGUCUUCCAUUUCCUAAUAAUUGCUCCCACAGUUGAUUUCUUCAAACCAAGCUGCUUACCUAUUGCAGAUUCAGUCUUCCCAGCCUGGUGCAGGUCUACAAUGUUGUUUCUGGUGUCCUUUGACAGCUCUUUGGUCUUGGCCAUAGUGGAGUUUGGAGUGUGACUGUUUGAGGUUGUGGACAGGUGUCUUUUAUACUGAUAACAAGUUCAAACAGGUGCCAUUAAUACAGGUAACGAGUGGAGGACAGAGGAGCCUCUUAAAGAAGUUGUUACAGGUCUGUGAGAGCCGGAAAUCUUGCUUGUUUGUAGGUGACCAAAUACUUAUUUUCCACCAUAAUUUGCAAAUAAAUUCAUAAAAAAUCCUACAAUGUGAUUUUCUGGAAAAGAAAUUCUCAAUUUGUCUGUCAUAGUUUACGUGUACCUAUGAUGAAAAUUACAGGCCUCUCUCAUCUUUUUAAGUGGGAGAACUUGCACAAUUGGUGGCUGACUAAAUACUUUUUUCCCCCACUGUAUCUUCAAUAGAAAUUCUCAAUAAAAACCUCAACAAUAGAAACCUCUCAGAGAUUUUACAAUAGAAACCUCUCAGACACCCCAUGACCUUCAGAUCCCCUGAAUACGCAGUCCUACCACGCCACACAACAACUCCAGUUGGAGCUGCUUCCUAAAAGCAAUUGUUUGAAACUGAAAAAAAGCUAGAAUAUAAUAAUUUAUAAGGCACUCUAUGGGCAAAUAAAAGGACAGAUUUUAAUUUUAACCGAAGCAUAAACUAAGUGCCUAUAAUAACUAACUAUAACAGACAGAUUAUUCUUUAUUUCCUUUACACACUUAAAUCUUAUAUCUGAGACCAUUAGUGCAAAGUGAUUGUGAUGUGUUAUUGUCUCACAUAGCUAUCUUAAGAAGAAUGCUCUAAUUGUAAGUCGCUCUGGAUAAGACCGUCUGCUAAAUGACUCAAAUGUAAAAAACUGUUUACACAGCAAUGUAACCCAGUGAUAAAGAGCUGCUGAGGAGAAUUUUCCAAAUAAUGAGUACAAAGGCUAUUACCGUUAGAUGUAUUCAAAGGAAAACGAAUUGUCUUUACUGGUUCUAAAUUUAAGAAGGAAUAUAAUUAUUCUGAUUUAAGACUUUCAUUAAUAGUCAAAUUCAGUCCUUGAGCUGCUCAUCUUUCUUGGCUUGGCCUAAUGGAUUCCACAAGGAGAAAAAAGCAGUGAGGGUCAGUUCAUUUAUACAUUCAGUCCAUUUCUAUAUGAAGGAAACAAUGAUGAUUCAGUUUAGUUUUUUAUGGGUUCUGUAUGAGAAAUAUGAUUCAGUUUGUUGUGUGAGAAAAAUAUCACUCAGCUGGCUCAGAUUAGUUAACUUCCAUUACAUCUGGGAAUAAAAAUUGUUUAUCCUCAAUUCAGUUGUGUGUGAGAUAGAGAAAAAUAAUUUAGUUGUUGUAUUGAUCCGUCCCUCUCUCUCCUCUCCUGUCCUGAGGGAAAUCAGUUUCAUCUUCAACAUACAUAUGCUCUGCUACAGUUAAUUAGGCCACUUUGAUUGAUGUCUCUGGAACUGUGUGUGUGUGUGUGUCUGUGUGUGUCUGUGUGUGUAUGUGUGUGUGCCUGUGUGUGUCUGUGUAUGUUUCUUAGCUGCUCUGCUAGUCUCGAAGAACACAUUGUAAAACCCCUGGAGCUUUCUAUUUUUCUUUCAAUUCCCAUCUUGUUCUGUUUGCUUGUUUUCAGCCAAUCAUCUUACUCUGGGAGACCAAGGUUAAUUUGAAUAAACAACAGACUAGACAGUAGACACACAGCAUGUUUUAGGUAAUUCAUGUGUUCAAAUAUCCAACACCACAACUUACUACCAUAUCCACAGGUAGUCCCAGUUGGCCUUCAAUAAACUGUUAUUAAACACUGAAAAUAGCUUCCUCUUCUCCCUAACCUAUGUCUGAACCAAAAGACAGAUUGCCUAAAAAGUAUAACAUGCAAAAGACAGAAAAUACAUUGUUACCAGUGAGGGAAAGCAGAUUAUUAUUCUUAUUUACCCCUGAUUAUUACAAGAUAAUUCAUUCAUAUGGACAUACAUUUUUCAGAGUUGUCCACAUUCGAUGCCUCAUCCCAGUUGGAUCAUGCUUAAUAAAUGGCCUCCAUGCCAGAGGUGUUGACUCUAAACUGUGUGAGGCCUCUAUCACACCACUGACAUCAGUGCCUCACUCAAUGACAUGGGAUUCUGAGCAUGAAACGAAAAGCAACAGAAGAAAAAGAUGAGAGAGGGGUAAAAGGGAGGAAGAGGAGGAGUGAAGAAGAGUCAAUGGGGUUUGGGCUAGGAGUCAAACAUAACAUGCCCUAUCACCAGGUUUUCCUCAUUAGUGAACCAGGAACCAGAGCCAUCUGCUUUCAAACCAAACCUACCGAGACCAUUAGCCGGGAUGAAAGCCUAGCGCUUUACACUACUUUAAAGCUAUUUUAGCCACUGCCAGCUAAGCAAGACUAAUGUUGAGUCUUUUCAGAUAGCCUGCUGCCAUAGUUAAUUGCAAGUAAUUUGGGACGUGGGAUCCCAGCCCACGGCUAGCUUCCUGUAUGGUAUCGUACAGUACAACCUUAGCAGUUUAUUAGCUAGCUGGCCUGCACCCACAUUCUUUUGCAGUCAUCUGUGACAGGUUGUGCUAUAAUUUCAGUCUUGAGGCGGGCGUCUUUUUCUUUCAAGGUGUUGCGUCAGUGCCUCCUCUGUCCUUUUAGAUAUGCCUGCCUGGCUACCAUUACUCAUAUUCUAAUAAUAAAAUAAAAAAAGAAAUCCUAUUUGUAAACUGUUCCUCUCUGUAUCUCCCAGGAAGAGACCUACUCCAGGUUCCUCCAUCAGAGGUCCAGUGUCCCCCCCAGCCCUGGUACUCCUGGUGUUCCCCCCAGCUCCAUCCCUGGUAUCCCUGGAUCAUCAUGCCUAGAUGGGGACACUCUGCCCAGAGCACGGCCUGGAUCCAGUGGGUCCAGUGGUGCAGACCGAACAUUUACCAUAGAGCGAACCCUAACCCACACAGACCCUGCAGGGGGUAAAACCAGGCUGGCUUCCCACACUGACUCCCAAGCAUAUAGGAGAACACUAGAGGUGCCUGGGAUGGUCCCAACCCGCUGCCGGUCACCCAGUCAGGGCACCAGGCAGGGGCAGGGACACAGCAAUUUGGGCCAGUCUGGAACUGGGGGAAGAGGAGGGGGAGUGAGCCAGACUCAGGACAGGAACAACAGCAGGACAUCACUGAGCAGGAGAUCUCUACGAGAGAUCAUCCCCCGAGGAGACGCCACACUAGACAAGGUUAUGUACUGUCUGUCUGCAGCCAGGCAUUUAGUAUUCACAAUCACAUCCUUAUUAUCACACUGUCUUCUUCAAAAGCACUCACCCGCCCUGUGGGACAGAACAGAAGCACAUGAUUUACCAAGAGAGAUAAAGUUCUGCUGUUAACUCUGCCAUCUUCCAUUUCCUCCUCUACUUCUGAUGUUAUAAUUAAGUGAGCAGCUGUCAAGUGACUGUCAGUCCUGACUGUCUCUUGCCACUCUGGGAAGGAGGCCCUGGGAGGAAGGUCGGCCCUGGGAGGAAGGGAGGCCCUGGGAGGAAGGAGGCCCUGGGAGGAAGGGAGGCCCUGGGAGGAAGGAGGCCCUGGGAGGAAGGAGGCCCUGGGAGGAAGGGAGGCCCUGGGAGGGAGAGAGGGAUGAGAGGGAGGGAGCCCCUAGGAGAGAAGGAUGGGGUGGAGCGAGAGAGGGGGAGGGAGACCCUGUCUGAGAGUCUAAUUGAGCAGCCAGCCACAUGUCUGAUGCCACAACCGACAGGGAAUUACAGUUGUCAAAGCACAUCAGACGUGCCACCAUGUGAUUCCUCCCCAAGAUGACAGACAACUCAUCAGUAAAUUCAAGUUAUAGCCUAGUAGUCACAUAUACAGGACAUGGAUGUAUCAUACAUUAAGGGUGAAAGGAUAGCAUGUCCUCAUGUCCUCAUAUUUUCUCUUCAGUCUGCCUCAUAUUUUGCUUCUUCAAGCUGAGAUUCCUACUAGCUACUUGUGCCUAUAGUACUUUAUUAAUUUAAACCUAGAGUUCUCUGUGAUUGUUUUUCUUCAGUGCUCUGUGUUUACAGUAGUAUACUGUAUAGUAGUUUUAUCAAUAGAAAAGCACUUUGCAAUUUCCUGGACUUUCCCCCUCUGAAAACAUAGUAGUUACAAGUCUGCCUGUUGAAUUGUCCCACACCAACUUAAAAGAAAGCUCAGUUUUGAUACAGAUAGAUACAGUGAGUGUGUCUGUGCCACUUGUUGAUCCUCAUCAUCCCACAGCCAUAUCGCCAAAGCUAAAUAAUAGAUAGAAAACAAGGAAUCAGUGGCGUGGGUGGUGGGAUACACAAAAAGCGAGGGAGUGAGAAGAAAAGAGGGAGCAGUGUGCAUGUUGAAGGAGGGAUGUCUCAGUAGGAGAGAACAGUCAUUCACCUUGACCUCUCACAACAGAACAGAGCCCAUUGUUUAAUUAAAGAUGUGGGAUGUGUACCAAAUGGUACCCUAUUCCAUAUAAAGUGCAAUACUUUUAACCAGGGCUCUGGGCAAAAAUGGUACACUAUAUAGGGAAUAGAGUGCCAUUUGGAACAGAGCCGUGAGAGUCAAAGAGAAGUCUGAUUUCUCACUGAAAAGAGGAAGAGCGGUUUCAGGGAGGAGGAAUUGUCCCUUUUGAUAAAGGUUGGAUGUGACAGUCAUGUGGCUGCCUGCUUUGUGCCAGUCUUUCUUCUAUGGUCGGGGUUGACUCCUCUCCGAUGCUCAAGUGGUCGCAGUCAGAAUGGGCUUAGAUAGAAGACAGUGAGGAAGAGAAGAGAGAGAGAAGCUUAGAUAGAAGAAGAGCGAGUGAGGAAAUGUAGAGAGAAGCUUGUUAAAGGGCUUGGCAUCGUGCUGUUCAGCUUCUGAUGGCAUGAUGACAUGCCAUGUUGCACCCGCCUGUCUGCCUGUCUGUCUGUCUGUCUGUCUCUCCUCUCAUCCCUCUGCUCACAUUGAAGUGUGUGAUGUACAGAGCAGAGCAGAGCAGAGCAGAGCAGUGAUCUAAGAGCAGGUUUGUCAGUCAUGCUGUGCUGAGGAGAAGGAUUCUGCGAUGAGAAAAAGAGAGGGUGAGAGAGAGGGAGAGGAGAGUGGGGGGGAGGGGCUUAUCUGUCACACCUUGAGGCUCCCUCCUUUCCCUCCUUCCAGCCGCUCCUCCUAAGGGGAACCAGGGGAUCCAUGAUCAGAGGACAGUAUUUAGUAUUUUUUGUAGUAUUUUAUUAGGAUCCUCAUUAGCUCUAGCGGAUGCAGCAGCUACUAAUCCUGGGGUCCACAAAAGACAGGGGAGUGGAGGGAUCCCUAGCCCACAGAGGAGGCCUGCUGCCUGGGUCGCUGAUGAGGCUCAGACACCCCCCUCAACCCUCACCUCAUUGUAGUAGAACACAGCCCAGUGUGCUGCAGUCUUACAACCACUGACACACCCUGCUCCAUGUCCCAAGCAGGUAGCCCAGUGGAGGCUGUUGAGCUGUCCUCCCAUCACCAGCCUCGUCUGUGGUAGCUACUGAGCUAGCCUAUGGUACAGUACAGUCAGGGGCCUGAUUGAAACGUUGUCAGAGAGAGAGAAGACAGAGAUGAUUGUUGCGGUUCCCACUGGCCUGUGAGGCUCUCUUUCACGCCAGCAGCCAUUGAUCCUCUCUCAACCUCCAGGGUUGCCCCAGUCCUUCCUUUCGGACAAAGCCAGUUACCACAGUGCUCCAAGCCUCCAACUGAAUCGAUAGCUGGACAAGUUACUGUACACACACACACACCAGUCCAGCCAGCCAAGUCACAGGCCAGUGGGUGAUAUCCAAGCCUGGGCUGGGCCCUGCAUGGGUCCACUGAGACCUGCUGUUUUAAACACACUGAUUACUUCUCUUGGUUACACUUACACAGGGGUUGGUUGGGCUCAGGUCAUUGACCUGUUUCUUCUUAUUGGACGGAUCAAACAAAACUUGUUAUUUGUGGAUGUGAUGAAAAAGGAUGGUUGGGAUUCUAGGAAUUUGGGGCAUGUGCUUGAUACACACCAUGGUCAAACCACAAAGCCCAUUAAAAAAGCUGUCAAAUUCCUUUACUGUAAUGUCUGGAAUGAAGUGUGUAAUCAAUAUUGGUUUUGUUUGUUGUUGUUGAUUUAAAGGAGGGUGAGGAGAGGAGGGAGAGAAGGCAUGAGCCUGUUGGGUCCAGUAGCUGUGAUUUGCGUCUGUUGGACAGCCUGCGUAUGCAGGAAGAUGAGGAGGAGGAGCUACGUAUGCUGGCCAGUCUACGGCGGGAGCAGGAGGAAGAAGAGGAGGGGGGAGGAGCCACAGGUCUCAGUGCCUCUCAGAUCCACCAAUGUAACGUCAGCAUCAGCACCAGCAGUGAUGACACAUCCACCUGGACACACAUACCUAUGGUGAGUCAUGUACUCCAAAGAUGGUGGAUAAAUGAAGAUGUCUUACUCAGGCCAUUUGCCAUUGACGUAGGGGGAUGGUGUUGCUCAUUUCAUACUCACACACUGUAAUUUGCAGAAAGCAAGGAAGUGGGCCCAGAUACCUAUUAUGCCUUCCUUUGUCCUUAAGCCCUUAUUUGCAGGCAGCUCUCCUGAGUGAUAAUACGAGGUGCAAAUUGAGCUUAUUCAAACAAGCUGUCUCUCUUUCCCAGGCUGCUCACCUUUGUUGUGGAAAACUCGAUCCAAAGAUUAGGCAGAGACUAAUUUUAUUGUAUAAUAGUGAAUAUUUUAAUCAAGAAGCUGCAGGUGAGAUCCACCUCUGAUUCCACAGGGAAGAACUCAAAGAAUAAAUGGUUACAUGUCCCUUAAUCAAAUUGUUUACACAACAGUUAUUUCAAUACAUCAACCGUUCCGGAACACAAUGGCCUAGUGUUAGGGUGCAGACAUACCAGGAGUCUAUGAAAGGCAUAACAUCACAGUCCAACACAGAACAAUAACAUAACCCUUGAGAAGUUACAACAGCUCACCCCAAUUCUGCUAGAACACCUGAUGUGCUGUAGUCAAAUUGCUGCUUUUCGACUGUAACAUCAGUGUUACACUAGUGUAUACACCCUUAUGUUAUACUAGAGAAAUUGUGUUUCCAUAGCUAGGCUGACCGUGAGGACUUGUGACGAGCAGAAUCAACAACCUCUGCAUAAUCAAAAUAGUUGCUUUGUGAGAAGGUGUUGAAGUUCACAAUUAGCCAAUGUUAUGUACAGUGGGGGGGGGGAGUAUUUAGUCAGCCACCAAUUGUGCAAGUUCUCCCACUUAAAAAGAUGAGAGAGGCCUGUAAUUUUCAUCAUAGGUACACGUCAACUAUGACAGACAAAUUGAGGGGAAAAAAUCCAGAAAAUCACAUGGUAGGAUUUUUUAUGAAUUUAUUUGCAAAUUUUGGUGGAAAAUAAGUAUUUGGUCACCUACAAACAAGCAAGAUUUCUGGCUCUCACAGACCUGUAACUUCUUCUUUAAGAGGCUCCUCUGUCCUCCACUUGUUACCUGUAUUAAUGGCACCUGUUUGAACUUGUUAUCAGUAUAAAAGACACCUGUCCACAACCUCAAACAGUCACACUCCAAACUCCACUAUGGCCAAGACCAAAGAGCUGUCAAAGGACACCAGAAACUAAAUUGUAGACCUGCACCAGUCUGGGAAGACUGAAUCUGCAAUAGGUAAGCAGCUUGGUUUGAAGAAAUCAACUGUGGGAGCAAUUAUUAGGAAAUGGAAGACAUAGAAGACCACUGAUAAUCUCACUCGAUCUGGGGCUCCACGCAAGAUCUCACCCUGUGGGGUCAAAAUGAUCACAAGAACGGUGAGCAAAAAUCCCAGAACCACACGGGGGGACCUAGUGAAUGACCUGCAGAGAGCUGGGACCAAAGUAACAAAGCCUACCAUCAGUAACACACUACGCCGCCAGGGACUAAAAUCCUGCAGUGCCAGACGUGUCCCCCUGCUUACGCCAGUACAUGUCCAGGCCCGUCUGAAGUUUGCUAGAGUGCAUUUGGAUGAUCCAGAAGAGGAUUGGGAGAAUGUCAUAUGGUCAGAUCCAAAGAAUACCAUACCUACUGUGAAGCAUGGGGGUGGAAAUAUCAUGCUUUGGGGCUGUUUUUCUGCAAAGGGACCAGGACGACUGAUCCGUGCAAAGGAAAGAAUGAAUGGGGCCAUGUAUCGUGAGAUUUUGAGUGAAAACCUCCUUCCAUCAGCAAGGGCAUUGAAGAUGAAACGUGGCUGGGUAAUUCAGCAUGACAAUGAUCCCAAACACACCGCCCGGGCAACGAAGGAGUGGCUUCGUAAGAAUCAUUUCAAGGUCCUGGAGUGGCCUAGCCAGUCUCCAGAUCUCAACCCCAUAGAAAAUCUUUGGAGGGAGUUGAAAGUCCGUGUUGCCCAGCGACAGCCCCAAAACAUCACUGCUCUAGAGGAGAUCUGCAUGGAGGAAUGGGCCAAAAUACCAGCAAUUUUCCACCAUAGUUUGCAAAUAAAUUCAUUAAAAAUCCUACAAUGUGUUUUUCUGGGAAAAAAAAUCUCAUUUUGUCUGUCAUAGUUGACGUGUACCUAUGAUGAAAAUUACAGGCCUCUCUCAUCUUUUUAAGUGGGAGAACUUGCACAAUUGGUGGCUGACUAAAUAUUUUUUUCCCCCACUGUAAUUGCCAGCUGAAAAGUACCAGUGGCCUGGCUUUGGCCCCAAGUGAGAGCAGGUCCGCCGGAGCCAUGGCCUGCCGGCCCGCAUAGUUGGAAACAGAAAAGUCUGAGCCUUUUGGGUAAAACACUGGGGUAAAUCUUGUGUGGAAAUGUGCCAUUAUAGAGUAAUGAGUUAAAUACAGAGAACCUAUGCACUCUGUAGUAACAUAUGUAGCCACAGCGCCCCCAUCAGGCAGAUGAGGGAGGUGCACUGAAGGUUUUUGUUAUUACGCAGAUUGUGAUUUCACAUAAUACUGUAUGAGAUAGUUAGAAAAGAUAACAACAUACUAAAUGUGUGUGGUGGGUAUGUUUUUAUGUUUUUAGUCUCUCGUGACUGACAGCCUUUAAAUUAAAAUGUUAGCGGACAGCGUUCAUGUGAGACUUUCUUCUUGGUGCCGAGAUUAGUAUCUGAAUGAUUAUAGCAUCGCUAGUAGGUUAUGACGUUCUCUUUUCCUCAUCCGUUGUGUUCUGUUGUUCUCAGCCAGCCAAUCAGGGCCAUCACUACCAGAAGGAAAUGAACCCACUCUUACACUCCAAUCCAAGGUGAGCAUACCUCAUAUCUCUCUCCCCAAAAUAAACAAUACAAAAACAAUGUUUUGUCUUUUAGAAAGGGGCAGCGGUUGGGUGGAGGAGGUGUUGUCCUUUUUGAAUUUCCUAACAAUACAGGUCCUCAACUGUUUAAAUGUAGCCAAUAUGUUCAGCCUGUAAGUGAUGUAACCUCCCUUUCCAUCAAAUCCCUUCCGUAACGUUAUCUAUGAUGGGAAAUGAAAUAAUUCACUGCGACCUGAGGUGAGAAUGGAUGGAGGGUGCAUUCAUUCUAUCUGUCUAUUCAGAGUCAGUCAAGAGACCCAGGGCAUAGAACCCUUCCUGACAAGCGUA